Cyprinodon tularosa is the source of this 2839-nucleotide messenger RNA. RefSeq names its product protein NYNRIN-like. The record is from RefSeq and is a predicted model, not a curated record. Gene Ontology annotation, molecular function: nucleic acid binding. The transcript is spliced from 2 exons. Gene Ontology annotation, biological process: DNA integration. The coding region runs from base 2 to 2137 and encodes 711 amino acids. Lineage: Eukaryota; Metazoa; Chordata; Actinopteri; Cyprinodontiformes; Cyprinodontidae.
UAUGACCACUCAUGUCAACAGCCUACCUGACAGCUUUACUGACGAUGAACAGUUCAGCUCCCCUUCACUUCCUCGAUUCUCAGCAGAUGACAUUGCAGCUAAGCAGCGUGACGACCCUGUUAUCCGCCAUGUCAUAGCUCAGCUGGAACGAGGAGAAUCACCAUCACCAUCGGUGAAGGAAGAACUUCCUGAACUGCCCCUUCUACUCCGAGAAGUAAAUAAAAUGGAGCUCCAAAACAACCUUCUCGUUAGGAGGAGACAAGUGGGAAGUGAAACAAAGUACCAACUAGUAUUACCUGAGGGGUAUCGAGCUGUUGUGCUGCACCAACUGCAUAACCAAAUGGGUCAUAUGGGAAUUGACAGAACUAUAGACUUAGUCCGUUCCCGUUUCUACUGGCCUAGGAUGUUUAUUGAUGUUGUCAAUAAAAUCAGAACCUGUGAAAGAUGUGUGAGACGCAAAUCAUUACCAGAACGAGCUGCACCUUUGGUCAACAUCAAAACCACUCACCCCUUGGAGUUGAUGUGUAUGGAUUUCCUCUCUGUAGAACCGGAUCGCAGAAUCAAAGACAUCCUUGUUAUAACAGACCACUUUACAAAGUAUGCCAUUGCUGUGCCUACUCCAAACCAAAAAGCUAAGACCGUUGCUAAGUGUUUGUGGGAUAAUUUCCUUAUGCAUUAUGGCAUUCCGGAAAAGCUGCACAGUGAUCAGGGCCCAGAUUUUGAAUCAAGAACCAUCCGAGAACUCUGUAAAAUGGCCAACAUUCACAAAAUAAGGACCACACCAUAUCAUCCAAGAGGAAAUCCUGUGGAACGUUUUAACAGAACGCUUCUGGACAUGCUGGGAACAUUAUCUGAAAAAGAAAAAACUCAUUGGACGGAUUUUGUAAAACCACUAGUGCAUGCUUACAACUGCACAAAAAACGAUGUCACAGGAUACUCACCAUACGAGCUGAUGUUCGGACGCCAACCCCGCCUACCGGUGGAUUUAGCUUUUGGACUGCCAUUAAAUGAGGAUGGAUUUUGUUCCCACACACAGUAUGUGCAAAAGUUAAAGUCCCACCUGGAGGAAAGUUACAAACUGGCCAGUAAGAACUCAGCUAAAGUGAUGCAGCGUAACAAAACCCAAUUUGACCAGAAAGUUACUGCAUCAGAACUAAAUGUUGGAGACAGAGUCCUAGUAAGGAACGUGCGACUAAGGGGGAAGCACAAACUCGCAGAUAAGUGGGAGUCGUCUGUGUAUAUUGUUGUGAAGAAAGCCGGCAAUCUUCCUGUGUACACAGUCAGACCGGAAGGCCAGAACAAACCACUAAGAACCCUGCAUCGAGACCUUUUAUUGCCAUGUGGAUACUUACCUUUUCCUGAGGAAGAAAUGCCUACCAGAGCUAAAAGGAAAUCUCCUGUGUUUUCUCCAGUAUCUCCUGAUGAUGAAGAGGGUCCAUCAGAGGAAGAACUAGUCGAUCCACCUUUGCACAUUCCAUCAUCUUUUGAACCUGUCAGAUUUACGCUUGAUAUUGACCUGCCUCCUGUCGAGCAGUCUGUCCCAGGAACUGAACAGUUUGUUCCCAUCACACAAUCUCCAGUGCCUGUAACUGAAGAGGACAGUGAUGCUGAGGAUGAUGAACCCAAACCUGUGGAAGGGGAACUUAUGACUGUUAAAGAGGAACAACUAGCAGUAGAGAGUGAGGAACCUGAAAUUGACUCUGAACAACUCAAUCCUGCUGAAGUCUCCAGAGCUGAAGGAAGACUCUCUCCAGAUCCUGAUACUCCAGAGUCUGACAAUGCGGAACAUGACACACAAGAAACUGAUAUAUUUGACAUUCCCAGCCAUACUGAAGAACCUCACUCACCAGUGGAUUCAGUAUCUCUGGACAGUGAAGACCAACCUCUGAGACGUUCUAGCCGCACAAGAAAUCCACCUGAUCGAUUACAGUACACUAAACCUGGCAAACCAUUACUGAAAAGCAUUCAGGCUUUGCUUCACGGUUUGAGCUCUGCUUUCUCCUUCGCCCUUCAAGAAGAUGAAGAAGAACAGUUCAUUGCUCCGUACUCCAGUCAGCCUCCCAUUUGCUGCCAGCCUGGUGCAUGUACGAGGACGUACAUGGGAUCAGGAGGGGAGGGUGUAACCUGCAUAAAAUAAGAACCCGUAUUUUAUUUUGGCGGGUCAAAUUGAUAGCACCCUUUAAGUUCCGGGUCACAGGUGACUCAGAUCUGAAUAGCUGUUGCUGCUGUCGCUGUGGCUAGCUGCUCGUCUCGGCGUCUUCUAAACUAAUAGAAGAAUACGGCUGGAUCAAGGCUUACUAAGACGGCCGAAGGAUUUAACUGAGUGUUUUCUGUCGACCGCUCGACGGUCAGGUUUUUUUUCACCCCCUGUGUCACGUCAAGAUGGCGAGCUACCGGAUCACCGCAGCUUCGCGGUAGGAUUUACAUGAACCAAGUUACUUUCUCAUUCUGAACUUAUUUGCUUUGGGUUAUGGACAAGAAAAACCCUACAACAAUCAGACAUUGAUUGAUGAACCGUUGAAUCACUCUAGAUUCAUGAAUGGACUAAAAAGGAAACUCUUGGGUGACAUAAGGAUUUAUUGUUUUGUUGAUGAGUUUGUUUGUUUUUGUUUCUUGUCGUAUUUUUGGUUAUAUCAUAAAAGAAGUCACUGUUGUUAUAAAUAUUAUUAAUAUUGCAUACCUUUAUAUAUAUAUAUUUGAAAAAGACUCAAACUUGAAUAUAAUAAUUGAAACAUACUUCGGUCUAAUGGUAUUUUGUUCACACCCACGGGCUCCAUAGGCGAACCUAUCUGAGUGCCUAUUAUAACUGGCUGCAGUCAGGCGCCUAGCCUUAAAUAAG